Molecule: messenger RNA, 2361 nt
Organism: Anastrepha ludens (Mexican fruit fly)
Lineage: Eukaryota; Metazoa; Arthropoda; Insecta; Diptera; Tephritidae
Product: pineapple eye protein
Exons: 3
Coding region: 95-2119 (674 amino acids)
Cellular component (GO): nucleus
Source: RefSeq, a predicted model, not a curated record
AUGUGUUUAUGAAUAAAGUAAGAAGAAGAAGUUACCAAAAGGCGCUUAUAAACAAAUUUGUAUAAUUUGAAAAUCAUUUAAAUUUCAUUUGAAGAUGGCUGGAGACUAUAAAACCUGUGAUAUUUGCAAAGAUAAGACUAAUUGCAAUUUCGAUCUGCUACUCUUUGGCGAUUGGCAACAAAGCCGUGAUAUUGUCGUUCAUUACUUCUGCUUGCUCCUCUCUACCAACUUGCCCCAAAGAGGGAAGGAUUGUAGCGGCAUUAAUGGGUUUCUAUUAAGAGAUAUUCGCAAAGAAAUCAAUGCAGCUGCCAAACGUGUUUGCUGCUUCUGCGGCCGAGCCAAUGCCUCCAUUCAAUGCCAUAAGUGCAACGAUUACUUUCAUAUUUGUUGCGGACGUCAAAAUCGCUGUCUCCUCACAUUUCAUGGUGAUUUUCGUUCAUAUUGCGAUGAUUGCAUACCAAAGACAGAACUCCAACCUGUUGGACUUAAGAGCCGACCAUCAAGUUUUGAGCGUUGCAGCAUUUGUCGCGAACAAAUGGGUCUCUACAAUGAGGUGAUAUUCAUAUUUGGCAAAUGCUGUAAUAAAGGGUAUGCGCAUAAUGUAUGCGUGCAAAAGUAUGCACUGGCGGCCGGUUAUUACUUACGUUGCCUUUGGUGUCGUAGCAAAGAAUUCCGCGAUUCAGUGCGGCUGCAGGGUGUUUUUGUACCCGACCGAGAUGCACAUUGGGAGAUACAGAAGGAUACGUAUGUCGACUUGUAUCGCGGACAUAGAACCUGUAAUAUGGAAGUGUGUCUGUGCCCAAGAGGUCGAGAUUAUAACAAAGGCAAAUGGUCGUUGAUACUUUGUUCUUUGUGUGGCAGUAUGGGAGCGCAUAAUCCGAAAUGCUUGUCAGGAAAGGAAAAUGCUAAAGAACCGGUGUCUAGUUUCAAGUGUGCCACAUGCGCGCGCACAGAGUCAACGGUCAUAAAUCGGCAGGAAGGAUUACCAACUGAGAAUGUCAACGACAUUAUUGAUAAAAGCAUUUUUAUGACAAAAACAAAUAGCAAUAAGAGCGUAAAUGCCGUACCCAAUUGUAUAGCUUCUUUCUCUGAGGACGAUGACACGCAAUCUACAGAUAGUUUUGUCACAGUAAUCCCGCUACAAAACUUGGAACUGAAUUCAUCAAUAGGAAAUUCUGCUGCAAUAAACAGAAAAGUAUACAACGCAAGUAUUAACACUAGCGUUGAAGUCACGUGUCAGAAAAGUGAUGAUAAGUUAGAAAUGAUUGAAAUCGAUAGUUCCGAUGAAGACACAGCAAAUGUGGAAAUACAAAAACUCACUACGCCUCCUCCGUCUAAUACAGUUGAUAUGGCAGAUGACGAAACACAAGUAUUUGAAAGCGCUUGCCCUGAUACAGAAGCUGUUGCAGAAACUUCACCUUCCCAACAUCCCAUUAGUUGCGAUAUCCAAGAUGAAGAAACACAAAUACUUGAAAGCGCUUGCCCUGAUACAGAAGCUGUUAAAGAAACUUCACUGUCUCAACAUCCAAUUAGUUGCGAUAGCGAAGUUGAAGGAACACAAAUACUUGAAAGCUCUUGCCCUGACGCAGGUAAAACAAAAGCUGUUGAAGAAGCUUCACCGUCCCAACAUCCAAUUAGUCACAAUAUCGAAGAUGAAGAAACGCAAGUAUUUGAUGUCUGUACUCCAAAUAUAUGCAGCACAGUUGUAGUGGAAGAAGUAUCAGCCACACAGCAUACAGAAUCGGAAAAUACGACAGAACCAUUUAGCCUCACAUCAGUGCCGUGCAUUGAACGUACGCAAGAAAUAGCUUGCAUCCAAAACACAAACCCAACGGAUGAGAGUAAUCAAUCGCCGGUUGUAUCUUCCUCUUCACAAGCUGAAGAGAACGAGGAGUGGAUAAGUUUGGAGGUAUUUGAAUAUGAUGAUGUUCAGGGAAAAUGCAUUGGUACUGCCACGGUGCGCAUCAACUUGCGUGAUGAGAGGUUCGCUGGCAUGAGCUUGGAACACAUUGAGCAGAACUCUAGUCAAUUGUUGAGCGAUGGCGAUGUUAUAGCGCGCAGUGAUGACUGCGCCAUUUUCGCUAAGAUCGAUGCUAUAAUUGCCGAAUAUGCGACAUAGCGUUUAAAAGAAGUACUCGAAGUGAGAAAAAGAGACUUCAGUGAUGUUUAAAAAAAAAAAAUUUGUGCAGCAUUGCUCUCUCCACUUAAUUACUUAAUUAUUUUUAUACAAAUGUUGUUAAAUCUAAAUGAAAAUUUUAAAAACUUAUGACACCUUCAAGGUUUAGAAUGUAUUUAUAUGUAUUUGCUAGUCCAAGGUCAAGUACAGACUCAGGGUGAAAAUAAUAAAUACUCAAACGUUUU